Molecule: messenger RNA, 4086 nt
Organism: Gadus morhua (Atlantic cod)
Lineage: Eukaryota; Metazoa; Chordata; Actinopteri; Gadiformes; Gadidae
Gene: gtf3c3
Product: general transcription factor IIIC, polypeptide 3
Exons: 19
Coding region: 239-3733 (1164 amino acids)
Biological process (GO): transcription by RNA polymerase III
Cellular component (GO): transcription factor TFIIIC complex
Molecular function (GO): protein binding
Source: RefSeq, a predicted model, not a curated record
CCCGGAAGUAAAUAAGGGUCAGACCGCCCUGCACACUCCAUGCUUAAUUUACAAUACACUGUUGUCAUUUCAUAUAUGACAUGUUUCCUCGCCGAUUUUCCACUCUCGACCUUUUAAGAUCCAACGUUACGAAUAGCAACAUGUGUGACAGCCCAAUGCUGCGUUUUGCAUGCAGAAAAAUCAAGGUUUAAGUCGUUGCAAGGAGUGAAUCAGCAUCACAUCAGCUCUGCAAGAUCGCAUGCAAACAGAGAUGUCGGGCUUCAGUGCAGAACUCAUCGACUACCUGGAGGGUAGGAUCACCUUUGAGGAGUUCGACAGAAGGAGAGAGGAGCGAGAAGCAGCGCAACCAAGUGUCAAGCGUCUCGGGGAAGACGGCGAGGAAGAGGAUGUUCAGCCCAGUACCUCUGCUCAAGGCCUUGGGACCGCAGUGGAUGAGGGUGUGAGUCCAGUGGUCCAACAGGCCUUUGCUUCCAUGCUGGAAGAAAAGACACCUUCGACAGAUGACGACGACGACGACGAAGAACAGGAAGAGGAGGAGGAGGAAGAGGAGGAGGAGGAAGAUGAGGAUACCUUGAGCUAUGUGGACGACACCAAUGACGCUGACUUCUCGAUUGACGUGAAGAAGGUGUUGGAGAAGGAGGAGAGCGCCAGGGGGAGAGGAGGAGGUGGACGACGAAAGAGGAAGAAGAAGAUGAAGAAAGAAGAUGGAGGAGGAGGAGGAGGAGGAGGAGGAGGAGGAGGAGGAGAUGGAGGAGAUGGAGGAGGAGGAGAUGGGAGAGAGAGCCCUUCAGUAGGGGACAUCUUUGCCCUGGAGAUGGAGCUGAACCGGGAGAACAGCAAGAUGAUGAGGGAGCGCCGCCAUCGCAGUAAGCUGCCCCGAGCCCUCAGGGGCCUGAUGGGAGAAGCCAACAUCCGCUACGCCCGCGGAGAGAAGGACGACGCCAUCGUCAUGUGCAUGGAGAUCAUCAGACAAGCUCCGCUGGCGUACGAGCCCUUCUCCACGCUGGCCAUGAUCUACGAGGACGACGGCGACGUGGACAAGGCGCUGCAGUUCGGCCUGAUCGCCGCCCACCUGAACCCGUCCGACUGCGAGGAGUGGGUGAAGCUGGCCGACAUGUCCCUGGACCGGGACAACGUGCGCCAGGCCAUCAUUUGCUACAGCAAGGCCGUAAAGUACGACCCCACCAACGUGCGCUACCUCUGGGAGCGCUCGGGCCUCUACAUGCGCCUGGGCGAGCACAAGCAGUGCAUGGACGGCUACCGGCGCAUCCUCUCUCUGCUGCCCCGAGAGGAGGGCGAGCACUUCAUGACGCUCUCCAAGGACAUGGCCAAGAGCUACUUCGAGAGUGACGACCUGCCGUCGGCCCUGGGCGUGACGGAGGAGGCCCUGCUCCGUCACCCGGAGCUGGUCACCGACGACAUGAUCAACAUGGCCGCUGAGCUCUACCUGGCCGGGCACCAGCACAGCAAGGCCCUGCAGGUGCUGGUGAAGUUCUCUGGUAUCGUGUUGGUGAGGAAAGCCCCAGAUAAGACUGCAGAUCAGAUUCCAGAUCAGAUCCCAGAUAAGAUUUCAGAUCAGACGCCAGAUAAGACCUCAGAUCAGAUCUCAGAUAAGACCUCAGAUCAGAUCCUAGAUAAGACCUCAGAUCAGAUCUCAGAUAAGACCUCAGAUCAGGUCUCAGAUAAGACCUCAGAUCAGAUCUCAGAUAAGACCUCAGAUCAGAUCCUAGAUAAGACCUCAGAUCAGACCUCAGAUAAGACCUCAGAUCAGAUACCAGAUAAGACCUCAGAUCAGAUACCAGAUAAGACCUUAGAUCAGACCUCAGACCAGACCCAAGUUCAGACCUCAACUCAGACCUCAGAUCAGAUCUCAGAUUCCGUCACCAAAUUGGAACCAAACCAGAGGGAGAAGGAGGGAGAGACGGAGAGAACGGCGACGGGAGGCAACGGGAUGGAGGGCGUGGAGGGUGGGGAGACAGGGAAGGCAGGAGAGGGAGAGAACGGGCAGGAGAAGGAGGGAGGGAAGGUGGGAGAGGGGGAGGAAGGAAUGGAGUGGGAGGGGGAGAAGGAGGGAGGGAAGGUGGGAGAGAAGGAGGGAGAGGGAGGGCAGGACAAGGAGGGGCUUAAAGACGGAGAGCAGCCGACGGCGGUGGAGGAGAAAGGAGCAGAGGCUGCUGGGAAGGUGGAGGAGCUGGGUGAGAUCGUGGAGGUGGAGGUACCAGACAGUGUCCCGGUGGACAUCCGGGCCAAGCUGAUGGUCUGCCUCAUCCACCAGCACGUCUACACCCCCCUGGACGGCCUGCUGACGGAGAUGAUGGGCCAGAGCCCGGAGGAGGUGGGCGACCUCCACCUGGACGUGGCCGAGGCCUUCCUGGAGGAGGGGGAGUUCAGCUCCGCCCUGCAGCUGCUCUCCGCCCUCGUCACCUCCGUCAAGUACAACCUGGCCGUCGUCUGGCUACGUCACGCCGAGUGCCUGAAGGCGCUGGGGCACCUGGAGGCGGCGGCGGAGAGCUACGACCGCGUGGUGGAGAUGGCCCCGCAGCACCUGGGGGCCCGCCUCUCUCUCUCCACGCUGCAGCAGCAGCUCGGGCGCCCCGAGUCGGCCCUCAAGGCCCUGGAGCCCAUGUACGACCCCGACACGCUGGCCCAGGACUCCUCCGCCACCCAGAAGGAGCUGAAGCUGCUGCUGCACCGCUCCACCCUGCUGAAGACCCAGGGCCAUCUGCAGGACUACAUAGACGCCGUCAUCACCAUGAUCUCCCUGCUGCUCAAGGUGGCGAUGACGCGGUCGUGCGUGUGCGUGCGCUCCGUGAUGGUGGCCGGGAAACGCCACCGGAGGCUGGUGAAGGUCAAGGACAUGACCACGGAUGACGUCACCGACCAGGAGGCGGCCUACCAGGACAUCAGCGGGAAGACCAGCGUGCUGUCCCGGGAGGAGUGGUGGCAGCUGCUGGUAGACUGCGUGCACACCAUGUGCGAGGUGGGCCGCUACCAGGAGGCGGAGCUCAUGGUGGACUCGGCCAUGGAGUUCUACUCCUUCUACGAGAACAAGCCCAAGAGGAAGCAGCUCGAGUUCUUCGGCCUGUCUGCCGCCUUCCUGGACCACAACUACCGCAAGGCCUACGACUACAUCAGAAUCAUGCUUAUGGACACCUCUGAUGCUGAAAGACCUCAGCUGUGGAACGUCUUCAACCAGGUGACGCUGAACUCACAGCACCAGCGUCACCACCGCUUCUGUCUGCGCCUGAUGCUGAAGAACCCCGACAACCACGCGCUGUGCGUCCUGUGUGGACACAACGCCAUGGUGUCGGGCAGCUUCAAGCACGCCCUGGGCCAGUACAUGCAGGCGUUUAGGACCCAUGGCAGUAACCCCAUGUACAGCCUCUGUGUGGGGCUCACCUUCUUCCACCUGGCCGCUCAGAAGUUUGUCUCCAAACGACACCCGCUCGUGCUACAGGGCUUCUCCUUCCUGUGGCGCUAUGUGGAGCUGCGGGGCGAGUGCCAGGAGAGCCUGUACAACCUGGGCCGCGCCCUGCACCAGAUGGGCCUCGUCCACCUGGCCAUCCACUACUACCACCAGGCCCUGGCACUGCCCCCACCUGCCCUGGAGGGUAUAGAGGCGGAUCAGGUUGACCUGAGGAGAGAGAUUGCCUUCAACCUGUCUCUCAUCUACCAGGCCAGUGGCAACACACACCUGGCCCGCCAGACCCUCUACACACACUGUGUCAUCUAAACACGAAUACACACCAACAUUCAGGCGUGUAUUCCUACACAAACCGAGGGUGAUGUUUGUGGAUUUAGGACUGCAGUCUGGAGGCUUUUCCAAAAGCAGUGCUGUAUGGAUUAAGGUCGAAAUUGCUUUUAUUUUUGUGGGAUUAAUAUCCGGUUAAUUUCAGGUGAUUUUGUGUUUUCAAGGAGCAUUUUGCAAAUACUUUUUUUGCAGCAUUUCCUUCAUUUUUUGGAAUAAUAUUUGAGAGGUUGCUUGAUGCUUUUUAGAAGAUUGGUAUAAAUGUUUUAUUUUUUCUAUUGCCUAUGUACAAAAAACUGUAGCCUAUUUUGUUAAUAAAUUAAAAUACUCAAUUAAAA